GUUAUUUCUGCUCCAGUACCACAUGGUAACAGACGGAUACAUGACAUUUUUUAUUUUGUUUAGCGCAACGAAGAGAACUCUGGAGACGAUCUAGUGACUCAAGAAAAUUUUGACGGGCCAUUCAGAUUGGUUAGCUCUUCGGAAGCUGAGAAUAGAGAUGAUAAUUCAGGAAACAGUGGAGAACAUCAAAUACACUUGACAGCAGUAGACGAAGAACAAAGUCGAAACGAUGAAUCUAAAAAGAAAGUAUUUGAGGUACUUAUUAACAUUUCUACGUAAAGUGUGGGAUUAGGUGCAUCUAGUAGUACUAAACCUUAUAGAGGAGAAAAUACCGAGGUAGUAAGGGUUCCUUAAUAGAAUGCUAGAGUCGAAAAAUCAAUAUGAACUCUAUGCUUUAGUGGAUAAGGUAUAAAAGCCUUAACUUACAGGCCCAAUAUAUAAAUGCCCCCUUUAUUGUUUGAUCAGGAAACAAUGCAGCAGUUCGCCAGGGAAAUGGCGGCAGGUGACAUGGCUGAUCUCAUAGGUAGCAAUCCACAUACAAAGCAACCAAAUAUGUAUAAUGAUUUGGCUCGGAGAUUUGUGUCGCAGUAUAAAUAUACUGAAGUACUACAAGAUAUAGCAGUUGAACCCGAAGAAAAUGAACUGAUACCGGUGAAGGCGCCCCCAGAACUCGUGUUGGUAGUAGCUAAGGAAUCCGCUUUGUUACGUCCUGACAAAUCUGAAGAUCUUGGAGAUGAAGUCGAUCGACUAAAGAUUCUCAGAUCUGGGGAUUACUGGAAUGGAGUCUGGAAGGAAGACGUAGAUCCAAAAAGUGCUCUUAGAAUGGGAUCACCGAAGAAAGUUUUGGGUUCAAUCAAGGCUAAAAUUAGACCAGGCAGCGAGUUCUACAAAGUGGUGUCACGCAUGAAGAAAAUAUCUCCUCGAUUACUCUAUAUUAUAAAUAAAAAGAAAUUUGCUUAGGUAAUGUGUUAUUUCAAUUCGUGUUUUACACAAAUGCUUGUCCUAGGCGGAGAUUGAGCUCUUGAUAUGUCACGCACAGCGGCCCUGGCGUGGUAUCGUCAUCUACUUGAAUAACUGUGAUCUG
Molecule: messenger RNA, 1084 nt
Organism: Trichoplusia ni (cabbage looper)
Lineage: Eukaryota; Metazoa; Arthropoda; Insecta; Lepidoptera; Noctuidae
Exons: 4
Coding region: 442-960 (172 amino acids)
Source: RefSeq, a predicted model, not a curated record